AUGCAUCAAACUUACAAACAUGCCACCAAUGUGCGCGUCUGGCUCGGGAAUGACGAUCAGUCUAUUGACAUACGUGCUGGUUUAGCACUUAUAUCUCAUUGUCUUACAAAAUUUGAACAAGUGCGCGGGCGGAAGAAUUCAAAGCUUGAGAGCGACUGGGAUAUCUUGUAUUCCACUUCGUGGGAUACGAUUAUCUCGCGAGCUCUCUUUGGGGAAUUUAAAGAAAUCAUCACUGGAAAGGAAAUGAAUGUUUCAUUCGAAACAGUGGGAGCAAAAUACCGCAAGGCGAAAAGGAACCCAUCGUACAAAAAAUUGGCGAGCACACUGGACCUGAGUAUGGCACCGAGAGAUCUUCCUUCUGAAUGUCGCAUCGAGCCGGAGGUCACAUUGCGAAUCAACCACCUGAUCACGAGUAUUAUAGAAUACAAUGGGGCUUUCAAUCUUGGAAAGCUUUUAUCUAACUUUAGGGGGAAAGGUUCCAAAAUGCCAGAGGACCAGAUAUUUAGUUUAUUAGGAUUAACAGUGGAGAAAAACGCUCGCUAUAACAAGCAUCGCCAUGUAAAAUUUCCAGAGAUCGAUUACAAACAAUCGAUUCAGAAGCUGUGCACUGACACGACUAAAUAUAUAUUGGCACAAGAUAAUAACUUGGAUGUUCUCCGAAUGGUUAACACACAUGCGAAACCGGUAAACGACAAACAAUGGCCAUCGUGGGUUCCAAAUUUCACGUCACCCGUACCUGGAUCAGGGGAGCCGAAAAGCUCCUGUUGGCAACUACCACCAGCGGAUAUAUCGCGUACAAAGUUACCUCGAGAGAAGAUCAUUAAUACUGAAAAUGAUAAGUUGCAGAUUUAUGGACACGUGCUUAGCGAAAUCAGGAAGCCGGUCGGAAUAGUAGAGAACAACGGGCGGCGCGAUAAAGCGCUAGAACAUGAGAAGCGACCAAUAGGCAUUUGGGAAGACAGUGAAGGACGUGAGGUACAUGGGACAGUGGAUGUCAAGAAGGGGGAUUUGGUGGUUAUGGUUGCGCGUUCGGAGAGACCGUUGAUAUUGAGGAGGCUGAAGGGUGAAAAAGGAAAAGAGUGUGAAUGGCCUGAGUACAAUGUGGUUGGGACGGCCCAUAUACCGGAACUCGAUCUACUUAAAUUUAACGAUCUUGCGAAGAAGAUUAAGUGGGAUUUCCAGAAGAUGGCUAUAGUCUAA
Messenger RNA from Botrytis byssoidea, 1200 nucleotides. RefSeq lists its product as uncharacterized. The record is from RefSeq and is a predicted model, not a curated record. Bases 1 to 1200 code for a protein of 399 amino acids. Lineage: Eukaryota; Fungi; Ascomycota; Leotiomycetes; Helotiales; Sclerotiniaceae. The transcript has 3 exons.